AUGCCACGAGUGUUGCGAGCAAUGCAACGUGUUCAUAUUGACCUUGCUGACGGUGGUCGCCGGAGUGGAUAUGAAAUACAACAUAUCCAAAUCAAAAGCGAUAAUUCCGCCGGGAAGGGGUUACAUUGUGGUGUCAAAGUCAAUGAGUUGAGAAAAACAAACAUUAGUCGAACACGCUGGACCCAAACCCGUUGGACGUCAAACCCGUCCAAGGAGCCCAUUCACCCAUUGGACCCGAACCCGUUGGAUGAACCCAUCAACCUGUUGGAAGUCGAGCACGCUGGACGAUUAUAUCAGAAGUCAAACCCGCUGGACAUGCCCGUUGAAGGUUAUAGGGUUAGGGUUAAACUAUCCAAGUUCUACAUAGUGCGUGGUCCGACGCGCCCCCGUCCGAUUUUCUCCGUCCCUGAUUGGCCGCCCGUGCGUGCUCCCGCUCCCGCCUCCGCGUGCCCGCAGUGGGGCCCGGUCACAGUCGAGCUCCCUCUUCCCUUCUCAUAUCUCAUGGCACAGAUGCUGGUGGUACAGCAGGCAGUUCAGAUGGCCGAGGAUGGGCAGGUGGAGCACCCUGCAGAUGCGCUGGAUGCCAUGCGUGAACGCUUCCUCCUCCCAGGAGUGGCUGCCCCCUUUGGCUGGGUGACCCGGCUGCGGACAUUCGGCAAGCGAGUGCAGAACACCACCACGAGUCUAGGGUAUGUCUACUGGAGCGAUGACCAGCAGACUCUAAGCUAUAGAGAGCUGCAUCUAAGCAUAGCAGGGCUCCGGCGCUUCGUGCGCACGCAGGUGGAGCUGACACAGCACAAGCUUGAGCAGCUCUUUCUUGUUCAUGAAGAGGAAGCACGGGAGGUGGUAGUGCCACGCCUGGCACUGGCCCAGCUGGCGGACAGCCCUACAAACAAUCAGCGCGGCUGGAACUUCCUUCAAGCACCGCAGAACUGCAAGGCCCUUCCAACCACAGGGGAGCGAUGGCUGCUGGACCGAGUCCUCACAACAGACAGGCUCCGGGCAGAGUGGGUAGCUGUACGGCCAUCUGAUCAUCAGGUGGUCUGGGACACAGCAGUGGUAGAUGACUAUCUGCAGCAGGUGGAUGGAUUUCUUGAGCAGCUGCUUCUUGUGGUUCAUCUCACUGGGGGCCAGCCUGCGCGGGCCACAGAGCUGCUCAGCAUACGGCACAGUAACACAGUCUGCGGCCGCCACCGCAGCAUUUUUAUUGAACAUGGGCUGCAGAGGUCAGUGAGCUGGUGGUUCGCGCGGGCGGUCCAGCGGCUUGCAUAUGGAGACAGUGAUAGCCAAGGGGGGCUGCGGUCACCAUUUCUCUGGCCGCGGGGGCAUGGACCGUGGGACAGCAGCCGGCUGCGGGUGGUGCUUCAGCGCGAGGCAAAGACACACCUCCAGACCAAGCUCAAUGUAAUCCCUUGGCGGCAUGCCGCCAUUGCCAUCUCGCGUAUGCACCUGUCCUGUGGAGGGUUCAAGCGGGAAUAUGAGGCAGAUGAUGCGGCAGUAGACCAGCAGGCAGGCCAUGGAUCCUGGGCUGCAGGUACAGUAUAUGCGCGGGGGCUGCAGGAGGCACCAGGCCACAUUGAGGCACGGCGUGUGCGGUACCAGGCUGUCAGCCGGGAGUGGCAUGAAUUCCUGGGGUUUAACCCAGGCCCAGGGGUGCGAAAGCGGGCACGGAACAUGGAAAAGAGCGUUAGCAGAAAGGCUCAAAAACAGCAGCCAUCAUAUGUAACAGUAGAAAUAGAUGAUAACAUAGAGCUAUAA
Molecule: messenger RNA, 1758 nt
Organism: Histoplasma mississippiense
Lineage: Eukaryota; Fungi; Ascomycota; Eurotiomycetes; Onygenales; Ajellomycetaceae
Exons: 5
Coding region: 1-1758 (585 amino acids)
Source: RefSeq, a predicted model, not a curated record